GCACGUAUAUAGUCAGGACAGAUGCAGUAAAUAAUAUUAAUUGCUUGCAUGGACUUUUCUGAGCGAACACGGAACCGGGAACGACCGGGAAGGGGGAAGUACAGGGAAGUAGUCGAUGCGAGCUUCGCCGCUAUGUGGCUAUACAAUUGCAAGCCCAGCUAGGAGCAGGAGGACCAGCGGAGCAAACACACCGACAUCGUUGCCAGGUACUCCUCGCACUGCUUCGCCUGGCAGGACCAGCAAGUCUAACAACGUUGUGACAAGUCCACAUGGCAGCAUAAACUCAACUAUGAAUAACGAUCCGGGGGCUCAAGGCGAGACCUCUCCGGAGCUAGCCCCUUCCUGCCAGCAACCAAUUUCCCGCGACGACGAUUCCGAGGAGCUCCUAAACCCUGCGGUUACUGAGGCGCUAGAGGGCUCUACAUAUGAGGAGGGCGAUGUCAGCAUCGACGUGCCGCCUGUGCCGAGCGAGGAAGACACAGGGUCACCAUCCGGGGGACGACCUGGCCCGGACGACGUGUUCAGCCCGCUCGGCUGGGUUCGCCCGCUCGGCGAGGAGGAACCCAGCCUAGCGCUGCCACCCAUGAUGCAGUCGUCAAUAGAAAUUGAGCCAGAGGCCGAGGACGCACAGGCGUACGAACAGGACCCGAUGGCAGCUGCGGCCGUAGCCGGCCUGGUAGGGCCGGUGGAUGACAUCGAGUUCCCUUCCUCGCGGAACUCCCCGGACAUGCCUGGCGCCUCGUCUGUGUACCUCAGCCAGUGGGAGGCGCGCGAGGAGUCGCAGCCUCAGUCGCCGCGCUCCGAGCAUUCGGGCCACUCGUCUAUCUACCAGGGGGCAUCUGCCCGGACCAGCAUGAACGGAGCCUUCUACGAGCCGCGAGCGCUGAUCCGCUCCACGGACGCCAAGCCGGGCCUGGAAACCGGCGAUGUGGUCAUGCUGCUAAGCAAGGGCCGACCGUACAUCGCGGUGCAGGCCCAGCUGCCGUACAAGCAGGACAAGGUUCACACGGUGCUGGACGUGGCGGCCGACGAGCACCUGGCGCCGGAGAGGGAGGGGUUGGCCUACCUAGAGGUCAUCAAGCAGGGCCCCUUCCUGGGCUUCCGCUGCAGCGCGGCGGGCAACCGCUUCAUGCAGCCUCGCCGCAAGGCGCCCCACCGCCUGGUGUUCUUCAACUUCAACUGCGGCGUGUGGGAGCAGUGGGAAGUGCUGGCGGCAGGGGAGGGCGGCGGUGACGCUGACUGGCGCAACGCGGCGUGGUCGCAGGCGCCUUUCGUGUUCCGGAGCCGCCGCAUGCCGCAGGUGCAACUGGCCGUGGAGGUGGUGCGCGUCGGCUUCUACUCCCUUGUCAGUGGCGGCGGCGUGGCGGCGCCCACCCCAGGUGCGCCCGCAGCCCCCAUCUUCGCCCCCACGCCGCGCUCCUUCAUGCUGCCCAUGAUUCCCGAGGAGGGCAACAUGGAGGACCAGAACCUGCGCCGCAUCAGCAACGUGCUCGUGCUGGAGUGGUUCAAAUUCGUGGACCACGAGAAGGUGCUGCGGGAGGGCUUGGAGGCUGACCUGGCGGCGCUGCUGGAGGAGAUGGCGCAGCUCAAGCUCAACACCAUCAGCCAGGUGGAGUUCCUGCGCGUGUACAUGAACGAGGAGAUCACGUCCCUGCUGCACCACGUCACGUCCCGCGACACGCUCAUCGCCACGCUGCGGGCCUGGCUGCGGCGCACGCAGCAGGUGGCGGCGGACCACAUGGCCCGCCUGCGCCACCGCCGCGUGCUGCUGGCUUGGAGGAAUGUGGUGGACGACAUCGUGUACCAUAAGGCCGCCAUCCUUAAGCUGCGCCGCAAGCACAGCCGCGAGCUUCGCGACCGGGCCUUCUGGGCGUGGUACGGCCACGCGCGCGGCACGGCCGGCGCCAGCACCAAGCUCAUCUUCGCGGUGCAGCGGCGCUCGCACGCGCUCAUGUCGCGCGUGAUGCUGGGAUGGCAGGCCGUGAUUGAGCAUCGCAAGCAGGCCGUGCGCGCCGUAGCGGUAGCUGUGCAGCGCCGCUGCCAUCGCCUCAUGUUCACCUCGCUCCACGCCUGGCGCAUGCUGGUGGCGCAGCGCGAGCUGGGCCGCGCCGCGCUGCAGCGCGCGCUCAGCGCGGUGCGCCAGUGCUGGCUGACCGCCGCCUUCACCGCCUGGCGCAGCGCGGUGGCGUCAUCGCUGCGGACACGGGUGCAGGUGGAGCAGCUGGCGGCGCGGCGGUCGGCGCGCGCGGUCGCGGCGGCGCUGGGAGAGUGGCGGGCCGUGGCGCGGGCGCGCCGCGCGCUGCGCGUGAUGCUGGUGACGCACUGCUCGGAGGCGGUGAUGCACCGGGCGUUCUGCGGCUGGCGGGCCGAGGCAGUGGCCGCAACAGUGCGUCGGCGCGCCGCCGCCGCGCUGGCAUUCAGCUGGGGCUCGGUACACCAGCGGCUGCUGUUGCGCAGCUGGCUGGAGGUGGCCGUGGUAAAGCGGACGACGCGGCGGAAGCUACUUCGGCACGUGGCUUCGCGCAGCGGCUUGCUCAUGGGCCGGGUGCUGUUCUCGUGGCAAGCGCUCACUCAGGAGGCGCGUCGGCGCCGCAUGGUCCUAACGCGGCACGUGCAGAUGAUGGGUACCCGCAAGCUGGCCAUCGCGCUCAUUGGCUGGCGCUCCGUGACCAGCCGCAUGUCGGGCAUCCGGAGAAAAAUGAUCUCGGCCGUCACCCGCCUGUCCACUCGUAGGAUGUCGUCUGCCUUCACAUGGUGGCGCACCUACGCUGUCGCCCGCCGGGCGCUGACCGGCCGCGCUGCACUGGCCGGCUCCAAGCUGCGGCGACUGCGGCUGGACUGCCUGUUCAGCGGCUGGCGCGACCUGACGGCGCGCUUUGCGGCGGCGCGGCGCGGCAUGGCUGCGGCCUGCCGUCGUAUGCAGACACGUACGCUGUCUGCCCUGUUCCGGGAGUGGCACUCGGUGACCAAGGCCGCAAACGCACACCGCCGCGCCACCGUCCGCGCGCUCCCCGCCAGCACUCGCGACCUGAUGGCGCGCAUCCUGGCCUUGUGGUGGGCCCGCCACUGCGCCAGCGCCGGCAGCAUCAUAGACUCCUCCAACGCAGUGCGUGACCCCGGGUACUACGCCGCGGCGCAAGCGGAGCGCGCUCGGCAGUUCGCGCUGCGGUCAGCCGGUGGCGGUGCCAAUGCUGGCGGCCCUGGAGGCGCAACGGGCAGCGGCACGCCAAACCGUCCGGUCGCGCAGCAGUCGGGCGGGCCGGCGGCGGUUGUGCACCUUCCGCAGGGAGCGUCCGUGCCACCCACUCGCCGGGCCAACAACGCACAGGUGCAGCAGUUUCAGGGAGCCAGCGGCGCGCCUGCUGCUUCCGGCAGCCCGAGCGGCGCCGGAGCCGGCUCUGCUUCUGGCCUGACGGUGAUGAUGUCUCCCACGCGGCCACCGCUGCACCCGGGCAGUGCCGCUGUCUCGCCGCGCCACACCCGGGACAGCAGCAGCGGCAGCGGCCUGCCCAGCGCCGCCGACGCCGCCGCGGUGCUGUACAGCACCACCACGGUGACGCCGCAGCGGCGCGUCAGCAGCGGCGACGGCGUGUCCUACCGCGACGUCCUGGGCGCAGCCGCUGCUCGCACGCCCUCGCCCUCGCGGCCCGGCGGUGGCAGCGCCGUUGGUAGCCGCAGCAGCAGCGCCGGCCGCGUGCGUGGCAGCGGCACCGGUAUGGUGGCGCUGCCUCACUCGGCCCCCUUCAUUCCUGCCAACUCGCCUGUCAUUGGCGCGGGCUCUUCGCCGGUGGUGGUGGAGAUGGCGCCGGGCCGCGGUGCGGAGCAGCCGCAGCGGCUGACACCCAUCGGUCUGGCCGAGCUGCUGGAUGACGAGGACGCCAACGGCGAGGCCGGCGAGCUCGAGGCGAUGGCCUCGGUGUCCGGCUACGCGGAUGGCGGCUUGGAGGACACAGCCACGUCGCCCACUCGCGACGUGGGUGUGGAGGUCUCGAUGCUGGAGGACCGGGGCGGCGAGGCGGGUGGCUUCGCGGGCUUCGGCUCGCCGGCGGGUGGCGGCCACCCGGUCAGCGAGAUGGCGUGGGGCCCCGGCUUUGGCCCAGGCUCUGGCGGCCUGGGCCGCUGGCUGGCGGCAGCGGUGCUGACGCAGUGGCGGCAGGCGGCGGUGGCGCGGCGCGAGUGGCGGGAGCUGACACGGCGCGUGGUCCUGAGCCGCUGGCAGAAGGUGGCGGGUACCAUCUUCACGGCUGUGCGGGAGCGGGUGGCGCUUGCCCGCAAGCUGUCCAGCGUGGCCGACGUGCUUGGUGCCCGCAUCCGAAGCACCAACAACCGCCGGCUGCUGGAGGACGUGUUCGGAGCCUGGCAGGGCGCUGCACGCCAGAAGAAGCUGUAUCGCACGGUGGUCAGCCGCUUCAAGUCUCGCACCGUGCAGGGCGUGUCUCAGCUGGUGCUGCUAGAGUGGCAUAAGCUGGCGGCGGCGCGGGCAGCUACCAAGCGCCGCGUGGCUCGCCUCGUUGCCCGCCACUCUGCCACCCUGGCCUCCUCGGUCUUCCUGGCCUGGCACGACUACACGCGCCGCGCCGUUGAGCGCCGCAUUACUGCGGUUGACCAGGCAUCCCGCCGCUCCAAGGAGCUGCUGUUCAGCGCCCUCAACGGUUGGUGCGGAGCUGCCGCGGAGCGCCGCGCCCGCGCGGCUCGCGAUGCCCGCGCAGCGCGCUAUGCCCGCCGCCGGCGCCUGGCCGGCGUGUUCAGUGGCUGGCGCACGGCGGCUGAGGCGGCGGCGCACCGGGCGGUGGUGGCGGAGCAUGCUGGGCGCUCCGUGGCGCUGAGGACGGCAUUCGGUGGCUGGCUGCAGAUGGCGUCGUCAGGGCCACGCGGCUUCCUGCCGGUAGCAUUGGAGGCGUCCAUGCAGCGGGCAGUGGCUUGGCGGGACCGCCGCCUGCUGCGCACGUGCUUCAACGCCUUCGCAGACAACCGUGUCGAGCAGCAGCUGCUUAAGCGGCAGGCGACAGCAAUUCGGGAGAAGGCGGAGGCAUCCACGCGGGCGGCCAUUCUGGCGUCCUGGCGCACCGAGGCAGCGGCUGCGCGGCGCGCGGGCGUGGAGAUCCUCAAGAUGGGCGCAAGGCGCUGCAGGCGCACGGCGGCGCGCUGCUUCGCUGCCUGGCGCGGCCUGGUGGAUGCCCAGGCGGUGGCGCGGCAGGCGGCGGCGGAGCUGGCCGUCCGCUGCGACGCCGGCCUACUGGCCUUCGCGUUCGAGGCCUGGCAGGACGCGACGGAGCGCGCCAAGGCCGAGCGUGUGGCGGCAACGCAGCGCAGCGCGGCGGAGGACGCGCGGCUGCUGGCCGCAGUGAAGCGGCUGAGCCGCGGCUCGGUGUGGCGGGCGUUUGAGGAAUGGCGCCAGCUUGUGGCCCGGCGGCGGCUGUUCCAUACCAAGGUGCUGGCGGUGGCGCACCGCGUGGAGCGUGUCCUGGCCAGGCACGUGCUUGCGGCCUGGGCAGAUGUGACGGCGCGCAAUGAGGCCAUGCGCAUGCAAGCGAAUAAGCGCUUCCUCUCCGGGCAGCACAGCCUGCUGCGUCUGGUCUUGCGCGGCUGGCACGAGAGGACCGCCUACCUGCGCGCCGCGCGCGCCAAAGCGGAGUCGCGCGGACUCGUGGCAGAACGGACCCUGCUGCGAAGCACCUGGGAGGCUUGGUGCGAGCUGGCAGACGCGUCCAAGUACCGUGCGGAGACGGCGGAGCGCCGCGCGUGCGCGCGCCGCGACGGGCUGUUUCCGUCGCUGCUUCGUACCUGGGUGGCUAUGGCGCUGGCGGGCGCUGAGGCGCGGCGUCUGCAGCGCGUGGCGCUGGGGCACCUGCUGCUGCGCCGCUACCGUGCAACGCUGCGCCAGGCCUUUGGCAAAUGGCGCGGCGUGGUUGCGGACCGGCUGGCGCGGGAGGACGAGCUGCGGCGCUGCAUUAAGCGCAAGAAGCUGGCGUUCUCGCUGUUCAAGCAGUGGUACUGGGAGGCGUUCGACUCGGAUGUGCAGGCGACCAUUCGCCGCAUGUUCCACUCCACGGACCCAGCGGCCCACAGCCCCGAACCCACCCGGCGCUACACCACCGUGCAUGGCGCGUCGGCAGCGGCCAUGCCGCCGCACGACCCACAGCAGCAGCAACACCAGAUGACACGGCACGUGUAUGUGCAGCCGCAGCUGUACGGGCAGUACGGCAUAAAUACCAUGGGCACGGCUGCGCCGCGCAGCAGCGUUGCCGGCCUGCCGGUGGGCCCUGGCGCUGCGGUUGUGGGCCUUCAGAAUCGGCUGCUGCAGGUGCAGGCACAGCAGCAACAGCAGCAUCAGCUGCUGCACAGGCAGGUGGCGGUCUCCUCAUCCCACACCACCACCAACGCAACUACCGCGCGCACCCUGGCUUCGUCAUUCGAUGCCAUGGCAGGCGCCGCUGGACGCCCCAUGCCCGCAGCUACGCCCAUGCAGCCCGGCACCGCCGCCGCGGCGCUGUCUGCCGCCGCCGCCGCGACUUACACCAAGCGCACAAGCAUGGUUACGGUGAGUCGGCAGGUGGCCGCCACCACGGCGGUCACCAGCGCCGCUGCCGUGCUGGGCCGCGCGGGAGCUGCGGUGGCGGCGCCGCGGUCGACCCUCGGCAGCAUCCAGCUGCACUCGGAAUCGGACGAUUCGGAUGACCCGGACACCCUAGGCUCCAUGCGAGCAGCGCCGGCCGCAGCCGGUACCCGGCGGGGCAUUGAGCAAGCGGCUUCAUUCGGCUCCUGGGCGCAGCCCGGUGGCCGCGGCGCCGCGCCGGUGCCCGCCCCCGCCCCUGCGCCCGCUGCCGGUGCUAACACUGCUGCCGCCCGGACCGCUGGCGCGCUGGCAGCGUCCGUAAACAGCGCGCGUGCAGCCGCCACCGCUGCCGCCGCCGCAGCGACUGCGCCCGCGGGAAGCUCUGCCACCACCUUUGAGGCUGUCACCGCCAUGAACGCAGUGCUUGUGAAUGUGGCAAACCAGCUCACCGAGGUCUCUCGGGCAAGCCUGGAGAUUGCGGCGGGCGUGGUGGCGGGCGGCGCCGCAGGCGGCAUGUUGUCGCCCAACGCUGCACGUGCCUUUGGUGGCGCCGGCACGGGCCCUGGCAGCGUGGCGAGUGGCGGCGCGCCUGGAAGCGGAGGCGCCAAGCUGCCUGGCGUGGUGCCCACGUGGCGGCAGGUGGCCAGCAACCAGCUGUACGACGAGCUGUAUGACGGGGAGCAAGCAGGCGUGGCGGAGGGCGACGAAGGUGCUGGAGCGGUUGAGGGGCAGGCCGACGGGGAAGGGGCGGCAGGCGUGACGUAUAGCAACGUGAUAUUUGGAGAGGGCGAGCAGGAGGUCGGAGACGGCGAGGAGGAAGAGGACGCUUGAGGUUAAACAAUUUUGCAUUCGGGCGUGCGAAGAGGUUUGGAGGCAGUCUACUACGCCAGAGGCUUUGUGUUUUGCUGGCAGAACAGGCGGGGGCUUGAGAAUUUUGCGGACCGAAGUGCGAAGAAGACACUCAGACGGUGACCAGGAAAAUGCAUAUCGUAUAGGCGAUGUGACUGUGGCCGUGACUGUGGCCAGUACCGUAUGCUGUGAUUCGGCAAGCAGGGCGUGUUCUCACCCCGUAGGUACGCCCUUUGGCGCGGUGCCAAAGACCAUUGCAGAUCAGACGCCAAUACGGUAGUCCCUAGCCCCGCCGUUGUCUGUUUCGACACCCGUUGUGAUCCCCUAGAUCGAGGUGUUGAGAAACACCGAAUUAGGGAGGUCCAUCCAUCCACCGCAGUGUCAACUCCUCAGGAACACGUGUCCGUGAUGCGACCACAAAGGCCAGACGGCGCCGUUCCAACAAUGAUAUGUCUAUUUUGCUGCUUCAUGUGGUCCUAUCCGCAUUCUGUAUGGUGCCCUGUGCCCCAGCUGCAUGUUUCGGCUGAUGUUUGUCCCUGUGCUGCCAGAAUG
Molecule: messenger RNA, 7957 nt
Organism: Chlamydomonas reinhardtii
Lineage: Eukaryota; Viridiplantae; Chlorophyta; Chlorophyceae; Chlamydomonadales; Chlamydomonadaceae
Exons: 23
Coding region: 290-7387 (2365 amino acids)
Molecular function (GO): phosphatase binding
Source: RefSeq, a predicted model, not a curated record